Molecule: messenger RNA, 2541 nt
Organism: Balaenoptera musculus (blue whale)
Lineage: Eukaryota; Metazoa; Chordata; Mammalia; Artiodactyla; Balaenopteridae
Gene: NAGPA
Product: N-acetylglucosamine-1-phosphodiester alpha-N-acetylglucosaminidase
Exons: 11
Coding region: 58-1683 (541 amino acids)
Source: RefSeq, a predicted model, not a curated record
ACCAGAAGUCCUGAGUCAUGUGGGGUGGGCCCACAUGACCGGAGGCCCGAGUCCAAUAUGGCGGCCUCCAUGGGUCGCUGCCUUCUCGUCUUCAUUUCACUGCGCGGCUUCCUCGGUGAGGCGUCCGGCGACCUCGGCUCGGGUAGGGCCUCCCGCGACGAUGACUUGCUGCUGCCUUACUCCCGCCCGCGGGCGCGCUCUGCCCGGGACUGCACAAGGGUGCGCGCCGGCAGCCGCGAGCACGAGAGCUGGCCGCCGUCCCCCUCAAACCCCGGUGCCCGCGGUCCCGCCGUACGCAUCUUCGUCUCGCACUUCGCAGACCGCGCGGUGGCCGGCCACCUGACGCGGGCCGCCGAGCCCCUGCGCACCUUCUCGGUGCUGGAGCCCGGCGAGCCCGGCGGCUGCGCUUCAAGGCGCCGCGCCACCGUGGAGGAGACGGCGCGGGCGGCCGGCUGCAGCGUCGCCCAGAAUGGCGGCUUCUUCCGCAUGGACACGGGCGAGUGCUUGGGGAACGUUGUGAGCGACGGGCGGCGGGUGAGCAGCGCCGGGGGGCUGCAGAACGCGCAGUUCGGGAUCCGCCGCGACGGGACCCUGGUCACCGGGUACCUGUCUGAAGAGGAGGUGCUGGACACUAAGAAUCCAUUUGUGCAGCUGCUGAGCGGGGUCGUGUGGCUGAUUCGCAAUGGAAGCAUCUACAUUAACGAGAGUCAGGCUGCUGAGUGCGAUGAGACACAGGAGACAGGUUCCUUCAGCAAAUUUGUGAACGUGAUGUCAGCCAGGACAGCCGUGGGCCACGACCGGGAGGGGCAGCUGGUGCUCUUCCACGUGGACGGGCAGACGGAGCAGCGGGGCAUUAACCUGUGGGAGAUGGCGGAGUUCCUGCUGAAACAGAACGUGGUCAAUGCCAUCAACCUGGAUGGAGGGGGCUCUGCCACCUUCGUGCUCAACGGGACCUUGGCCAGUUACCCGUCCGAUCACUGCCAGGACAACAUGUGGCGCUGUCCUCGCCGCGUGUCCACCGUGGUGUGUGUGCACGAGCCCCGCUGCCAGCCGUCUGACUGCAACGGUCACGGGACUUGCGUGGAGGGGCGCUGCCAGUGCACGGGGCGCUUCUGGCGGGGCGCUGCCUGCAGCGAGCUGGACUGUGGCCCCGCCAACUGCAGCCAGCAUGGGCUCUGCACGGAGACCGGCUGCCGCUGCGAAGCUGGAUGGACAGGGUCCAACUGCAGUGAAGCGUGCACCAACGGCUCCUUCGGGGAGGACUGUGCCAAGAAGUGUCAGUGUCAUAAUGGAGCCACCUGUGACCCAGUUCGGGGGACCUGCGCCUGUCCCCCUGGCUUCACUGGAGACAUCUGUGUGCAGGAGUGUCCCCUUGGCUGGUACGGGCCAGGCUGCCAGAGCCCUUGCAAGUGUGAGCACCAGUGUCCCUGCGACCCCCAGACCGGCAACUGCAGCCUCGCCUGGUCACGCACCUUGAACAGCAUCCUCUCCCGAGUGAAACAGUGUCUCCCGCCACCCGAGGACACCCUGCAGGCAGGAGAACUUUCCCUUUUCACCAGGGCAGCGAGGAGCCGGCACCUGGAUGGGGCCUAUGUGUACCACCCACUGCAGGAGAUGAACGGGGAGCUCCCGGCUGCUGAGAAGGAGCCAGCAGGUGACACCUGUAACCCCUUCAAGGACUGAAGCCUCCAGCUGCCUGUCACGACCUGUUCUGGAGGCUCGUUUCCAUGAGCUCUGGCUUCUGCAGGGUAAGUUCCAAGGCCUCUGACCAUCUGGGUGGUCUCGACCCACAUGCCAAGCCAGGCUUCUGACAGCACCUGUGCCUCAGCCCCUCACCUGGCCGCCUGCCGUGGCACAUGCAGCCCUAGCAAUGCAGCGCGCCCUGGAGAGACUCUGCUUCCUUCCCCGCCUGCCUGUGCCUGCUGUUCACGAGGCCUGUCCCCCAAGGGCCUGCCCCGCUGCUGCCAAAGAGCCUCCGGCCUCCGGAGGCAGGGGCCGCUGCCAGUGGAACUCAUGAUGACCGAACCGUGGCCAAGUGGCAGGGUCCAGCCAGCCCCCUCGGAUGGGGUGAAGAGACUAUGGCCACAUCAGGGGACCCUUUUUCACAGACCUCAUCACCGAACUUGCCAACUAGAAUUCUAUUUCCUGUCACGGGCAGCUCCUUAAAGGGAAGAGGGGUGAAAUCAUGUUUACAGGCUCUCUAUUUUGUCCUGCCACCCAGAGGGUUUUUCUACCACUUGAAUAAAUUGAUACAAUAAAAGGACCCCUGGAGCGGCAUCCGAAUGCGGAAUCGUGGAAUUGAGGGACCCCUAGAUUUUGACAGGUGGGGCUGCUUAACCUGAGUCAGGGGCAUGUCCAGCUCCCUUAUCUAUUUUGUUUAAUCCAGGGGUUCUCACUUUAAAGUGUACUCGAGUCACCUGGAAGAGCUCGCUAAAAAUGCAGAUUCUGGCCUGGGCUGGAGCCUGAGAGUCUGCAGGUCUCACUGAGCUCCCAGGUGAUGGCUGCAGGUGUCUGGACCACACUUUGAAAGAGAAAAGUUUA